CACGUCGAUGCCUUGGCCUGCUGUCCUUGGUAACAGCGGAAUCCUUUCACCGCAAGCCGACGUCGGUGAAGGUGCGCUUGUCUCGUCCUGAGACAGGCCCAGAGCAAGUAACGAGAAGUCCGAAGUGGCCCAUGAACUCGAGGCGGUUGAGUAUGUGGCGACACACGGACGAUCACCAGAGUAUAAAGAGCUGACUCCAACAAAGAUGCCUGCGAGGUAAGGUAAGAUAAGCUAACUUUAACAAAGACAGACCAUCAAUGCAUCGAUGUCACGCAACCCGCCUCGAAACAACCGCCAUUCGUCUCCAGCUUCCCAAGCUUCGACCUGACGCCAUACAAACCUCCGACAUCCCACAAUCGCGAUCAAAUCUGCUGCCUACUACGAGCAUCGAGCCGCACAGUCCUCGAAUCCUUUAACAGCUGGAGCCUGCUCCGGCGUAACAGCCUUGCAGAUACGAUGCCUUGUCUGGUGCGUGGCGAGCCUGGACAGGG
Messenger RNA from Zymoseptoria tritici IPO323, 491 nucleotides. RefSeq lists its product as uncharacterized. The transcript has a single exon. Bases 258 to 416 code for a protein of 52 amino acids. The record is from RefSeq and is a predicted model, not a curated record. NCBI's taxonomy places the organism in Eukaryota, Fungi, Ascomycota, Dothideomycetes, Mycosphaerellales, Mycosphaerellaceae.